AUGUCUGAUGUGGCAGAGUUGCCAUCUGGCAUUGACAUGGAAAUCGAGUCUCUUAGACUCGAUUUCCACGUGUAUUCCAACCGGAAAUCGAAUGACAUUGUUGCUUGGAUAGUGCAUAUUGUUGCUGCCAUCCUUAAGAGUUUCCAAAUUUCUGCCUUCAGUAUGGCUGCUGCAAAUGCUGGACGCAUUGACUAUACACAGCCUGGACCCAUUGACGACUCGGUGUUGUCACAGCAGGCGACGCAUCGGUCCGAAGCUAUUUGGAAUGGGCGGGAUCCAGGGUCCAUUACCUGCCGUAGUCGUAGUUCAGAGUUCUCCAAGCAACCUCCAAUGGUGGACGACCGAGUGAGGAACAUCAUCACCACAGUUGGUUUAGAGGGACUCCUGUGGGUCCCGGGUAGAGAGAUUGACAAUGGCCUCAUAACGGCCUUAGUGGAGCGAUGGCGGCCCGAGACUCACACCUUUCACAUGCCACAUGGUGAGGUGACCAUCACAUUGCAGGAUGUGGAGGUUCUUCUCGGGCUUCCUGUUGAUGGUGAGGCUAUAACAGGGAGCACACAAAAAACUUGGGUGGAUGUGUGCCGGGACUUCCUUGGCUUUCGACCUGUAACUCAAAACAACCAUAAGCAACUUGAUGGGCAGAGGAUUCUCAUCAACCGCCUUUUGGAGGAAGUUGCUAACCCAUUGCCGCCUGAUGCUGAAGAGGAUCAGCUGCAUAAGUACGCACGAUGCUACAUCCUAGCGCUAUUGGGGGACACAAUAUUCAUGGACAAAUCCGGCGAUAGGGUGCAUCUAAUGUGGGUGCAGCAGUUGGAAGACCUUCACAACCCACGGAGGUACAGUUGGGGAAGUGCUUGCCUUGCAUGGUUGUAUCGAGAGCUAUGCAGGGCAAGCGAGGACACCAGUCAGAUUGGUGGGUGCUUGCUGUUGCUCCAGUACUGGGCAUGGGCCAGGUUCCCCUAUUUGUGCCCGACUGUUGAGCGAGGCCCGCCAGUGGGUGCUUACGGUCCUCCAAUACGUGGUCCACUAUCCCUGAAGUAA
Messenger RNA from Quercus robur (English oak), 1041 nucleotides. RefSeq names its product serine/threonine-protein phosphatase 7 long form homolog. The coding region runs from base 1 to 1041 and encodes 346 amino acids. NCBI's taxonomy places the organism in Eukaryota, Viridiplantae, Streptophyta, Magnoliopsida, Fagales, Fagaceae. Gene Ontology annotation, biological process: meristem development; meristem maintenance. The transcript is spliced from 4 exons. The record is from RefSeq and is a predicted model, not a curated record.